AUGCAUCAACAAGAACAUAAACUUGAUAAUAUGAACCAAGCUACACUCUAUCACCAGUUUCGUAGAAAGCUCAUUCAAAUAGUUAUUUCCUUCUCUGUGUUCUCUUUCUUAUAUUUGCACCCAUCUUUCCAUCCUUUCUUUGAUUCUGUUAUCUCUCACUUAUCUACAUUUUCAUCCCAGCUUGUUUCCUUUGCAACUGACAAAAACUAUAUAUUCCUUCUAUGCAAUGGGAUCCUGGUUUUCAUUGCAAAGAGCUCGAGUCAUGCGGUUGAUACUUGUCCACCACUCCAACCACAGACAAGUCCUGAUAACGACUCAAUUUUGAAGGGAUACAGGCAGAGUAUGCAAUUGGGGAUAGAGAACUCAGUUGCCACCAAUGAAGAUAAGAAUGAAGAUGGAUCAGAAACAGAUGAAAUUAUGGAAGAGGAAGAUGUAGAGGAAAAACAUGUCGUGUACCAGAUCACAUAUGGGACACUGACGGAAAAAGAAGAAGAUGGGAUUAUUGACGAUGAUGGCAGCAAGUACACAAACGAAAAUUUUGAUGGUUGGUCUUAUGAGGAGCAGGAGGAGGAGGAGGACAACUUUGAAGAAAAAGAGUACACAGAGGAGAAUUCUGACAGUUGGUCUUAUGAUGAGCACGAGGAAGACAAUGUUCAAGAAGAAGAAGAAGAAGCAAUUGCCAAGAUGAGUACAGAGGAAUUAAACAGAAAAUUUGAUGAUUUCAUUAGAAAAAUGAAGGACGAGCUCAGAAUCGAAGCUCGACAACAACUUAUAGUGGUCUGA
Molecule: messenger RNA, 783 nt
Organism: Beta vulgaris subsp. vulgaris (sugar beet)
Lineage: Eukaryota; Viridiplantae; Streptophyta; Magnoliopsida; Caryophyllales; Amaranthaceae
Exons: 1
Coding region: 1-783 (260 amino acids)
Source: RefSeq, a predicted model, not a curated record